This is a messenger RNA of Micromonas commoda, 1578 nucleotides long. RefSeq lists its product with no specific name. The record is from RefSeq and is a predicted model, not a curated record. Lineage: Eukaryota; Viridiplantae; Chlorophyta; Mamiellophyceae; Mamiellales; Mamiellaceae. The coding region runs from base 1 to 1578 and encodes 525 amino acids. The transcript has 2 exons.
AUGGCUACCAGGAUGACCGAGCGCCAGCAGCUGGCGAUCGCCAUGCGCGAGUCCAUGGCGUCCGCGCCCGUCGUCCCCGUCGUCUCCGUCGCCUUGAUGGACGACAAGGAGAACUCUCCGCCCCCCACGGACGAUGAGCCCAAGCGGCGCAAGAUGAGCAGGGUCGAGAAGGAGCUCGCGUCGCUCGCGCCGUGGGCGUGGGACCCGUUGGUCGCGAGGCACGCGCCGGGCAGCGCCAUGAUGCGAGACUUUUCCGAGGUUGUCGCGGACAAGACGGUGAUGACGGGCGGGAACGCGCGCGCGUACCGGUUCAAGUCACCGGACCCCGCGUCGACCCCGGCGAGGCCCACGGAUCGCCCGUCCGGAUCGACCGCCGCGACGCCCACGCCCGCGACGGACGCCGGAAAGGCGGCCGGGGCCCUCGGCACGUCGUCGUCGCGAGAAGAUCUCGCGCCUCCCCUCGCCGGAGCCAACGACGGAGCGAUCCGCGUCGGGAAGAGGACGCGCUCGUCGCCGGCAUCGCGCGCCGGCCUCAACGACGCCACCCCGGCGCCCGCGACCGCCGCGCGCGGUACCCCACUCCCCCGUGCGCGCGCCGCCGCCGCCUCCUCCGCGCGGGCCACGCCGUUCGGCACGGGACGCGCGGCGUCGCGACUCGCAUCCGCCGCGCAGCCGACCCGCUCGUUGCCCCAACACGGAGGAAACGACGCCGCGCCGGUGACGAACCUCGUCAAGGCGCUCGACGAGGCGGGCGACGAGGAACCGCGGCGUGUCCGGCGCCGAGGCGACGCCAAGACGCCGGCCAAGACGCGCGAGAAGGAGGAGAGGGAGGCCAAGGAGGCCAAGGAGGCCAAGGAUGCGAGGGAGGCCAAGGAUGCGAGGGAGGCCAAGGAUGCAGCGGCCGAGGCUAAACGCGCCGCCGCCGCCGCGAAGCGCAAGGCGCAGCGGGAGGAACGGGAGAGGGAACGCGCCGCCGAGAGAGCCGACAAGGCGUCAAACCGACGCCCCGAGGAGGCAAAGGACGCCGCCGUCGCGAACGGGAGGAAGGAUCCCCACGUCGUUCGGUCCCGCGAGCUCGCGGGCCUCGACCCGAUGUCGGGACCCGACGCUCGACGCCAGCGCGAGGCUGCGCUGCUCGCCGUCGCCGCCGUGGAGGCGGCCGCGGAGGCGGAGGCGGCCAAGCCCAAGGCUUCGAAUGCGCAGACGCUCCUCGCGGCGUUUUACGAUUUGACUGGCCGAGAGCCACCGCCGGGGGUGGUGCUCCCGGACGCCUCCGUCGCCGCGAGAGACGCGGCGGAGCGGGCCAAGCGGGCGGCGGACGCGCGCGACGUGGCGGUGUACGGUGCGGUGUACAAGCCUCCGCCGAUUGACGGGUGGCGACCGGUUUGCAUCGGGCCCUUCGGCGGCGCGUCCGGGCGCGACGAUUUCGCCAGGGCGUACCACGGCGCCCCCGCGCGAGUCGUCUCCGCGGGUGCGCAGCUCGCGAGGGCGUGCGAGUACCUCGGGCGCGUGGACGCGGUGGACGCGGAGAGGCGGGCGGCGAAAGGGGUGCCCCGGGCGCGGAGCGACGGGGCAUGA